Molecule: messenger RNA, 2056 nt
Organism: Hemiscyllium ocellatum (epaulette shark)
Lineage: Eukaryota; Metazoa; Chordata; Chondrichthyes; Orectolobiformes; Hemiscylliidae
Gene: nipa1
Product: NIPA magnesium transporter 1
Exons: 5
Coding region: 220-1158 (312 amino acids)
Biological process (GO): magnesium ion transport
Cellular component (GO): membrane
Molecular function (GO): magnesium ion transmembrane transporter activity
Source: RefSeq, a predicted model, not a curated record
AUACGGAAGCAAUCUUUUGCUAACUUUCUCCUAAAAAAACUUCAAUGAUAAGUGCUCUUCAGUACGUUGGAAAUCAAAAGCAUUGGAGUUAUUAACUGUUGGUGGCAUUAACACUUAAGAAAAAAAAAGAAAUGUUGAUGGUUCCAGUUGUGUGACAGGUUGCUACUUAAGAGUUGUGUGGUGGAGCACGAGCAGGUUACCUGGCCAGGUGAGCGUGGGAUGGAGCCACAGCACGAGCAGACUUCAGGUGUCUCUCUGGGACUUAGCAUUGCCUUGCUCGCCAGCCUCGUGAAUGGCUCCACUUUCGUUUUGCAAAGAAAAGGCAUCCUUAGAGCUGAGAAACGAGGUGUUUCCUAUUUAACAGAAUUGGCUUGGUGGAGUGGAACCGUUGGAAUGGGACUGGGUCAAAUAGGAAACUUCUUCGCUUACAACACUGCCCCUGCUGCUUUGGUAACGCCACUAGGAGCCCUCGGCGUCCCAUUUGGGUCAAUCUUGGCUUCAUAUGUGUUACAGGAGAAGCUGAACCUGUUAGGGAAACUAGGAUGUCUACUCAGCUGUGCAGGUUCAAUAGUGCUGCUUAUUCAUGCUCCCACAACUGAGAAUGUAACAUCAAGGUUACAACUAGAAGAGAAGUUAGCAGAUCCAGUGUUUCUUGGUUACGUCUGCAUUGUCUUCUCACUUCUUAUCCUGCUUAUUUUCGGGAUCGCACCUUCUCAUGGCUCCACCAACAUCCUGGUUUACAUUAGUAUUUGUUCGUUACUGGGGAGCUUCACUGUGCCCAGCAGUAAAGGCAUUGGUUUAGCAGCUCAAGAAGCAUUUAGUGAUAAUCCAUCAAGUCAAAGAGCCCUUUUCCUCUUCAUCAUCCUAUUGGUAACAUUGGUUUGCAGUAUUCUUAUUCAAUUUAUAUAUAUUAACAAGGCUUUGCAAUACUUUGACUCAUCCAUAUUCAAUGCAAUAUACUAUGUGAUUUUCACAACUUUGGUCAUUCUGGCUUCUGCCAUCCUCUUUCGAGAGUGGAAUAAUGUUGGAUUUGUAGAUUUUCUAGGAAUGCUGUGUGGAUUUAUCACUGUUUCGGUAGGGAUCAUACUCUUGCAGGUUUUCAAGGAAUUCAGCAUCUCUGCCAGUGACUUAAGGAAAAUCACUUCAAAGAAGCACUGAAACAUAAGGAUAUACUGACUCUUUCAUAAGUUGUGUUUCAGAUUUUGAACAAAUAAUGCUUGUAUGGUGGUAAGGAUUGAGGAUAUUUAGAACACAGCUAUUGGAAAUUGCAACAUAUUUAAUCCUUAAUUUGUAUUGGCCCCAUGUCAGAUGCACUUCUUACCCUGCUGUUCACUACUUCCUCUCCUUCCCUUGUCCACUUGAGAGAAUCUUGAGAAGCUCACUCCUGAAGGAGAGCAAGUUCAGGCUCUACAAAAUCUCAGACCCAUAGUUUAAAAGAGGAAACGGAAAAAGACUGGAUUUAGAUUGUGUUUUUUGUGGCUUCAUGACAUCCCAACAUGCUUUUUAAUACAUUUUCCAUUUUAGUCACUGCUGUAAAACAAAAUGGCAGGUAGUUAACACUGAACAAACUCUCCACAAACGAUUUUUAAACAUUGGCCAGGGAUAACUUUCCUGUUUUUUUUAAAUAGUGGCAUGGGAUCCUUUAUGUCUAUCUGAAAGCGAGCAGCUCAGGUCUCAAUUUAACAUCUUCCACUCCGUGUACUGAGCUGAAGUGUCAGCCUUCUGAGUCAGCAGCAAGUUUGAUCUCCAUUGAGCCAUGGAUGAUGAAUGCUGGUCCUGGUCAUGCCCUCUUGCACCCAUCCCCGCCCAUCCCUCCAUUAGUUUUUAAGGGGAAAUAAAAACCUGUCAGCUUAGCAACUGUCCACGUGACACAGUAACAAUAGGAGAGAGCUCACAUGAAGAGACCCAUAUUCUGUUACUCUGCUGUUGACACAACUUUAUAUCAACACAGCAUUUGGGUUGUUGCCAGAGGCAACUGUCACAACAGAAGUUGCUUGGAAUUGUGAUGCAACUGAAGUUUGGGUAAUAAUACUGACCAAUAAAACUUGGAAAUUGU